GUCGCGCACCCACAGCAUAAUCGAAGGCCGCCUGUGCGCCAGCAUCGCCAUUAAGAACCAUGAAUCUCCUCUACUACUCACUCGGCAUCUUCCUCUCCCUCUCCUCCGCUCACGCUGCAUCCAAAGACGCCUCGAAACCCGAUCCACCUUGCGGCAUCACAUCUCCGUCGUCCGGCAACUUCUUCGAUCUCAGCUCGCUGCAGGUCCAUGAUCCGGCAACGAGCAAGAGCAAGCAUCCGCGGCAACAGAGUUGGAAUGCGACAGGCUAUGAUUUGGGGUACAAUUUCACCGUGAACUUUUGUGCGCCGGCGAUUGAAAAGGUGGAGGACGUAGUGGGAGUGGACAAAGAUCUAUGGCGCAAUGUGUCGGCAUACUACGAGCAUGAUGGGAAGGUGUUUUCGAUUGGACAACAAAACUCGGAGCUGGUCAUGCGAGGACGGAAGUUGGUCUUGAAUUACACUGAUGGAUCUCCGUGCGAUUCUGGAGCCUCGAAGCGCUCUCUCGGGGCGACGGAGCUCACGGCGAGGGAGAUCAGUACAAUGAUCAGCAUGCUCUGCGAUCGAGACCCUCUCGCGCCGCAACUCACGUUGAGCUUCGUUGGCAGCUUGGACGAGUGCACAUACUUCUUCGAGGGUCGCAGUGCAGCUGCAUGCGCAACACUCAACAAGACGAAGGGAAGUCUGAACCCGGGAGGUGUAUUCGGAGUGAUUGUCAUCAUCGCGCUUCUGGUCUAUCUGGCGGGAGGCUGCGUCUACAACAGAACAGUAUUGCAGCAGCGGGGCUGGUCGCAAGUGCCCAAUUACCACUUGUGGGCCAGCAUAUUGGGCUUCUUCAAAGAUAUUUUCAUUAUUCUGACGGCUUCGUGCGUGCGGUUUUUGCCGUCGAGGAGAGGCUAUAGCCGGGUCCAGUCUGGUUUCGGAGGCUCAGAUGGUCGUGGUAGAGGGCGGGGAGACAGUGAUGCUGAGAAUCGGCUCAUUGAUGAGCUGAAUGAGGAGUGGGAGGAUUGA
This is a messenger RNA of Zymoseptoria tritici IPO323, 1007 nucleotides long. RefSeq lists its product as uncharacterized. Gene Ontology annotation, biological process: vacuolar transport. NCBI's taxonomy places the organism in Eukaryota, Fungi, Ascomycota, Dothideomycetes, Mycosphaerellales, Mycosphaerellaceae. The record is from RefSeq and is a predicted model, not a curated record. The transcript is spliced from 4 exons. Bases 60 to 1007 code for a protein of 315 amino acids.